Molecule: messenger RNA, 556 nt
Organism: Sodiomyces alkalinus F11
Lineage: Eukaryota; Fungi; Ascomycota; Sordariomycetes; Glomerellales; Plectosphaerellaceae
Exons: 3
Coding region: 1-537 (178 amino acids)
Source: RefSeq, a predicted model, not a curated record
AUGUCUCACAUGACAAUCAUAUUUCCGCAUCCCGUUCAGCCGGUGAUAAUGGAACUUGAACUGACCAACUGGAAUCCGGGAUGGCCUCUCGCUGAACGUAUGCAGGCCAAUGGCAAGACUCGACGGAAUUCGCUGUGGCCAGGCAAUUAUGACCAAUGGUGUACGGUGCGUUGUAUGUUCCAUUUCCUGUUCAGCUCGAGUCCGAGACAUGCUAUGCUGUUGGACAAGACGCGGUCCUUCCGCUUCUGGCCCCCUCCUCCACAUUUCCCGUACGGAUGGCGGUCGCCGAAUCCUCUUCCGGCGGAGAAGGGGGGGAACGAAUGCGAUGCGAAUUCGAAGGGGCUGCCGAACUGGGCCACUAAUAAUACGUACUUCCAUCGCACAUUGCAAAAGCCAAUCCAGGGCGACGAGGUCCAAGGAUUUGGUUUGGCAACGGGGAUGCCUGACCUGGUAGAUCAUCGCAUCAUCGCAUCUCGCAUCGUGCUCAAGGAAGAGAAAAGGCCCGUCCCAUUAGCUCCCGCAGGACGGACCAUAUGACCAUAUUACAACCGUACGG